Microdochium trichocladiopsis is the source of this 1995-nucleotide messenger RNA. Its product is annotated as CoA-ligase. The transcript has 2 exons. Gene Ontology annotation, cellular component: cytosol. Gene Ontology annotation, molecular function: ATP citrate synthase activity. The record is from RefSeq and is a predicted model, not a curated record. Gene Ontology annotation, biological process: tricarboxylic acid cycle; fatty acid biosynthetic process; acetyl-CoA biosynthetic process. NCBI's taxonomy places the organism in Eukaryota, Fungi, Ascomycota, Sordariomycetes, Xylariales, Microdochiaceae. The coding region runs from base 1 to 1995 and encodes 664 amino acids.
AUGGCUCCCGCCGGUAACCUCGGGGCGAGCGGCUCCUCCACGCCCGCCCCUCACGGUGCCAACGACAACAUCACCCGUUUCUCCGCGCCUAGCCGCCCUCUGAGCCCUGGCCCAGAGCAUGCUCUGUUCAGCAACAAGACAAGAUGCCUGGUUUACGGUCUGCAGAACCGUGCCGUCCAGGGCAUGCUUGACUUCGACUUCAUCUGCAAGCGGACCACUCCCUCCGUCGCUGGUAUCAUCUACACCUUUGGCGGCCAGUUCGUCAGCAAGAUGUACUGGGGCACCAGCGAGACCCUUCUGCCUGUCUACCAGCAGUCGGCCGCUGCUCUGGCCAAGCACCCCGACGUUGACACCAUUGUCAACUUUGCCUCCUCCCGCAGUGUCUACAGCUCUACCAUGGAGCUCAUGGAGUUCCCCCAGGUCAAGACCAUUGCCAUCAUUGCUGAGGGUGUCCCUGAGCGUCGCGCGCGUGAGAUUGCCCACGUUGCCCGCAAGAAGGGCGUUACCAUCAUUGGUCCCGCCACCGUUGGUGGCAUCAAGCCCGGCGCGUUCAAGAUCGGCAACACUGGUGGCAUGAUGGACAACAUUGUUGCUUCCAAGCUCUACCGCAAGGGUUCCGUUGGUUACGUCUCCAAGUCUGGAGGUAUGUCCAACGAGCUCAACAACAUCAUUUCGCAGAACACCGACGGUGUCUACGAGGGUAUCGCCAUUGGUGGUGACAGAUACCCUGGUACCACCUUCAUCGACCACAUGCUCCGCUACCAGAACGACCCAGGAUGCAAGAUCCUGGUUCUGCUCGGAGAGGUUGGUGGUGUCGAGGAGUACAAGGUUAUCGAGGCUGUCAAGAAAGGCGUCAUCACCAAGCCCAUUGUCGCGUGGGCUAUCGGUACUUGCGCCAGCAUGUUCACCACUGAGGUCCAGUUCGGCCACGCUGGUUCUUUCGCCAACUCCCAACUCGAGACUGCCGUCGUCAAGAACAAGAUGAUGAAGGAGGCCGGCAUCCACGUUCCCGACACUUUCGAGGACCUCCCCGCCACCAUCAAGACCGUCUACGACAAGCUCGUUGCUGACGGCACCAUCGUUCCCGAGCCCGAGCCGGUUGUUCCCAAGAUCCCCAUGGAUUACUCCUGGGCCCAGGAACUCGGUCUUAUCCGCAAGCCUGCUGCCUUCAUCUCCACCAUUUCCGAUGACCGUGGCCAGGAGCUUCUGUACGCUGGCAUGCCCAUCUCGGAUGUCUUCCGGGAGGAUAUUGGCAUUGGUGGUGUCAUGUCUCUGCUGUGGUUCCGCCGCCGUCUGCCCACCUACGCCUCCAAGUUCUUGGAGAUGGUUCUCAUGCUUACUGCCGACCACGGUCCUGCUGUGUCUGGUGCCAUGAACACCAUCAUCACCACCCGUGCGGGCAAAGACCUGAUCAGCUCCCUUGUUGCUGGUCUCCUGACCAUUGGUUCUCGUUUCGGUGGCGCACUCGAUGGCGCUGCCGAGGAGUUCACCAAGGCCGCUGACAACGGCCUCACCCCUCGUGACUUUGUCGACACCAUGCGCAAGCAGAACAAGCUGAUCCCUGGUAUUGGCCACCGCAUCAAGUCUCGCAACAACCCCGAUCUCCGUGUCGAGCUUGUCAAGGAGUACGUUCUCAAGAACUUCCCCAGCCACAAGCUGCUCGACUACGCCCUGGCUGUCGAGACCGUUACCACGUCCAAGAAGGACAACCUCAUCCUCAACGUUGACGGCUGUGUCGCUGUCUGCUUCGUCGAUUUGAUGCGCAGCUGUGGCGCCUUCUCCUUGGAGGAGGCCGAGGACUACAUGAAGAUGGGUGUUCUCAACGGUCUUUUCGUUCUGGGUCGCAGCAUCGGUCUGAUUGCCCAUUACCUCGACCAGAAGAGACUGCGCACCAGCUUGUACAGACACCCUUGGGACGAUAUCACUUAUCUGCUCCCCACCCUCGGCAAGACCGGCGGCCCUGGCGAGAGCAGAGUCGAGGUGGCCAUGAAGUAA